Hemiscyllium ocellatum (epaulette shark) is the source of this 1182-nucleotide messenger RNA. Its product is annotated as gastricsin-like. The transcript has 9 exons. Gene Ontology annotation, biological process: proteolysis. Bases 1 to 1182 code for a protein of 393 amino acids. NCBI's taxonomy places the organism in Eukaryota, Metazoa, Chordata, Chondrichthyes, Orectolobiformes, Hemiscylliidae. Gene Ontology annotation, molecular function: aspartic-type endopeptidase activity. The record is from RefSeq and is a predicted model, not a curated record.
AUGAAAUUGUUAAUCUUUGCCUUGGUCUGUAUCCAACUCUCUCAGUGUUUCCACAAAAUGCCUUUGUACAGAGGCAAGUCUGUCCGAGAUAUCCUGAAGGAGCGUGGGGAGCUGAAAAGGUUCUUAGAAACGCACAAAUAUGAUCCUGGCUUGAAAUACCAGCAUCUCUUCCCUGGAUAUCAGUCAGAGGAUGCAAAUGAGCCACUUGUGAAUUUCAUGGAUAAUUCCUACUACGGUUCUAUUACAAUUGGUAACCCACCCCAGAGUUUCACCGUUCUCUUCGACACUGGCUCCUCUAACCUUUGGGUCCCCUCUAUCUUCUGUGGCAGUCCAGCAUGUGAGAACCAUCCCAGAUAUAAUCCAAGACAAUCCUCAACAUUCACGACGAACAGACAAAGUUUCAGCAUUGCGUAUGGUUCUGGUAGUUUAACUGGAUAUUUUGGAUUUGAUACAGUUAAUGUUGCAGGCAUUUCUAUUCCCCAGCAGGAGUUUGGCCUCAGUCAGAAUGAACCUGGAUCUACCUUCUAUUAUGCAAAAUUUGAUGGAAUCCUUGGUCUUUCCUACCCAGCGCUUUCAGCGGGGGGUGCCACCCCUGUGUUUGAUGGCAUGAUGCGGAACAAUCUGGUAUCAUCACCCGUGUUUUCUGUUUACCUGGGCAGACAACCAAACAGUCAAUAUGGCGGUGAAGUGACAUUUGGAGGGAUUGACAAUAGCUUGUAUACUGGUGAAAUUGUCUGGGUACCUGUCCUUCAGGAAUUGUAUUGGCUCAUCCCUAUGCAAGGUGUGCUUCUUAAUGGUCAGUCAAUCUUCUGUACCCAAGGCUGCCAAGCUAUGGUUGAUACUGGGACUUCCUUGCUCACUGCACCAAGUGAGGAAUUAGAACAACUGAUGCAACACAUUGGUGCCUAUCAGAACCAGUAUGGGGAGUACAUGGUUAACUGUAAUGCUGUUGCAAACCUGCCUUCGCUGACCUUUGUAAUCAAUGGAGUUGAACUCACUAUUCCAGCCUCGGCCUACAUCCAACAGAGUUAUGGCCAAUGUCUUGUUGCAUUUGAGCCCACCUACCUGCCAGCUCCUACCCGAUAUGGAUCUUUCUGGAUCUUGGGUGAUGUCUUCCUGAGAGAAUUUUAUUCUAUUUAUGACAGAGGGAACAAUAGAAUGGGAUUCGCUAAAGCUGCCUAA